Molecule: messenger RNA, 1220 nt
Organism: Branchiostoma floridae (Florida lancelet)
Lineage: Eukaryota; Metazoa; Chordata; Leptocardii; Amphioxiformes; Branchiostomatidae
Product: N(G),N(G)-dimethylarginine dimethylaminohydrolase 1-like
Exons: 5
Coding region: 16-852 (278 amino acids)
Biological process (GO): arginine metabolic process; positive regulation of nitric oxide biosynthetic process
Molecular function (GO): dimethylargininase activity; amino acid binding
Source: RefSeq, a predicted model, not a curated record
AUCAUAGCCAAGCCGAUGGCGGAAGGCCACAGCCUACCGCAGUAUUCCAGGGCCAUAGUUCGCGAGAUUCCUGACUCCAUUCGGGACCACUCCGAGGCAUUCAAGUGGAAGAAAAGACGAUCAAAGGACAUCAUAGACCUGGUCAAAGCUCGGGAGGAUCACGCGCGUUACACCCAGACCCUGCGGGACCUGGGACUGGACGUGAUGACCGUUCUGCCGGCGGACGAGUCCACUCCGGACUGUCCGUUUGUGGAGGACACCUGUGUGGUGGUCGGCAACAGGGCGCUGGUCACCAGGCCUGUAGAUACAGUACGUCGGAAAGAGGUCGACUGUGUAGAGAAGUUACUGAAGGACUCGGGUUUGGAGGUACACAGGAUACGGGACAAGGGAGCAACUCUGGAGGGCGGUGACGUCAUAUUUACAGGAAAAGAAUUCUUCGUGGGUGACUCGACACAGUCCAAUAACGCUGGUCGGAAGAUCCUAGCGGAGACUUUCCCUGACUACCCCGUGACCUCCAUCCCUGUUCAGCCGCCAGAGUUCCACCUGAAAGGGGUGGUGUGCUGCGCGGGGCCGGGCGUUAUCGCUGUCGGGAACCAUAAGUCGGGACGGAAGGCCUGGGAGAUCAUACGUAAAAGCAGCGGUUGCACGUACGAAGCGUUGUGGGUUCCUGACUACCUGGGUCUGAACUGUAUCCACGUGAACGGGACCGUUAUACACUGCAGGGCGGAGGACUGGCCCAACAGCUGUAAGGCGUUUGCAGACAAGCUCCCGGAGGUCAAGCGAAUCGAACUGACAGUGGGGGAGCUGAAGAAGGUGGACGCCGGGCUGUCAUGCUGCUCGGUUCUGUUCUAAGACUAAAUAAGUCGCAUUAAUAGAUUUAACAAAAGAUAUCUAUAUAUGGUAAAUUAUGGUUUGCAGACGAAAGUGUCUUACAAUCCGAGGCAUUUCGUGAAUAACGAUCAUGUCAGUUAGAACCCGAUGUAACACCAUCCUUUAUUUGGGAAACAUAGUUUUAUAGUAUUGCUUCAAAAUAACAUUGUUUUACUUCUGUAUUGAUAUGUAUUUUAUUCAGAAAUAUAUAUUUUUCAGAAGCAUGUAUGUAUAUAUAUAUUCACAGUUUAACAUAGCAGAUAUCACAUCCCCUUACACAGACAUCGGCAACUGUUUUUAUUUUGUAAUCUUUAACUUUUCUUAAUGGACCAGACAUGUUGUUGAUGGUG